Daphnia carinata is the source of this 2198-nucleotide messenger RNA. RefSeq lists its product as uncharacterized. The transcript is spliced from 4 exons. The coding region runs from base 252 to 1898 and encodes 548 amino acids. NCBI's taxonomy places the organism in Eukaryota, Metazoa, Arthropoda, Branchiopoda, Diplostraca, Daphniidae. The record is from RefSeq and is a predicted model, not a curated record.
CCGCUAUGUCUAAGGUUUUAUACAAAGAUUGUACGACAACAAAUUGGUAAAUGGUGCUGCGACACAAUUGUUAAAUUUAAGUAUACUGACAAUCUAGUUUGCUGGACACGGUUGGAUUAUUGUGACCAGUUCUUUUUCCGAAAGAUUCGUAUACUUCAGUAAGUAAGAGGUAUGCAAACAUUUUUACAUUUUUUUCUUUUUUGUAGAUCGUCGAUCGAUCUAAAUGCACACUGGUUGCUCAAACUAACAUAAUGCCAAAACGGAAAUUCUCAUCAUUGGCUGGGAAGAAGAAAAUAACAUCUAUACAGAAGAAGCAAAAGCAAGGUGUUCUUACCCCCCAAAAAGCUACCACAGAUAAAGAAGCUGAAGCAGAAAGACAACUAAAUGUUAGCCGACGAGAAACACCGGGACGGGCCGCUAAAAGAAAAACUAGUGAUAUGAUAACAAAAAUUAUUGGAAAUCGGGAAGAAGCAGCAAAGGAUUCUACAAUAGGAACAUCUGCUACCAUACAACCAGAAGGAAAUAUCUCCAAAGAAAAAAGCCCUACAAGGUCUUCAAGGAUUAUUAUUAAACACCCUAACGAAAACAAAAUGGUUCUUAGAUUAAACCGAAUUGAAACGAACAUCGUUGAGACGCUUCGUCUACAUGGUGUUACACUACCUGAUCAUGACUUACAGUUGUUGAACCGUCUGCAAAAAUCAAACCAAAAUAAUGAACAGUCAAAUAUCAAGACUGUCACUUCCAUCGAUCUUGAACCCAAAGGCCCUGCUAUUUUACCAGUCGUUUCGCCAAUACUUGAACAAGUAAACGUGGUGCAGCUGACUGAGGUUUCUGCACAAGUUCAGGAAAAAUCGACCAAUGAAGCUAAUUCUUUGAACUCUCAAAUGAAUAUAGCAGCAUCGGUUCCAUCGGCUGUUACUCACGUCAUCCUUCAUACAAACAUGAGUGAGUGUAAAAACAAUUUCCUGGAAAAUUUGGCGCUUACCCAAAUCGUGCCAACUCGUACAUAUUCGAAUCCGUCAAACACGAAAAAAACCAUCAAAAUCACCCUAGCCAAGAGAGACAGCAUUUCUUCUCAAAAGAAUAUCGAAUCUCCCAUGAUCGAACCUUCCGUCCCCAAUGGAAUAACCGCCACCACUACUGCGCCCAUUUCAGCUCCAAGCACAAAUGCAUUAAGUAACCUUUCUAACAAAACUACACAAGGAAAUACCCGACUCGUGUCCAACGUGAAGAUCAUCAGUUUACCCCCUGAAGAUCUACAGAAUCUGCAAAAUAACAAGUUACAUAUCCAGUAUCUUGCGUCCAAAAAGGAUCCUUGCCCUCAGGAAGUUUCUCUUUUGAGUAAACUUCGAUUAAUUCAAACUAAAAUUUUGUCUACGGGGAAACCAGUUAAGCCCAUUCGCGGCCAACGCGUUCAAGGUAUUCCGUUUUCCACCGACGCUUUUAUGUACAUCGUCCAGAAUGGCACACAUCAAUCUGUGACUGAUACUCGUAAGACUACCAAAAAGGUAGUAGCUUCGGUCCCCACUACCGAAUUAACAUCGCCAGCUACAACUGAAAACCGUUCGAACUCUUCUAUCAAUAUACCUCAAGUAAAGAAUUCCGUUGUGGGAAAAUUACUUGAAUUAGCCACCAGUAAUAACUGUGACUAUAUUCUUCCGGAUGCGGAAAAAACAGUUUGCAAUCGUAAUAGCUGCAUUCUACAAAUAGCCCGUCUCAAAUCAGAAUUAAACCAAAAGUCUAUUGCUUUGGAAUCUUGUAACAGUGAGUUAGCCAACUUGAGGGCAGAAUUGAACAAAGCAAACGAAUACGUAAGCAAUUUGAGAGCACAAUUGGAAGAGAAUACUCACACAUUGUGCUCUUACCUAGCGGCAAGUUCGCACAUAAAUUAUGAGUAAUUUUAAUCAUGCAGGUGUAAAAAUUUUUCUCAUUCGUUCAAUUGUGUGAAAGAGAAUCAGAUUAUGACAAAUUUUUGUUCUCAAAAUGACAUAGUUAGUAAUCGUUUCAUUGUGUUUUAUUUGUCUACCAGAAAUAUCUUUUUUUAUGAUUUCAAAUCUUUGCAUAUGCUACGUUACGUAAAGCAUCCUUGAAUCCUAAUGUGAGCUGAAGGGGAAAAUGCCAUUUAAUAAAGUGGAAUAUGUAUAUGUUUCAAAAAGCUGUUUGUGCAAAUACACUUUUGAUUUCCAGCACGUAUUAAA